This is a messenger RNA of Acaulospora colombiana, 477 nucleotides long. The record is from the annotation of a GenBank genome assembly. NCBI's taxonomy places the organism in Eukaryota, Fungi, Glomeromycota, Glomeromycetes, Diversisporales, Acaulosporaceae.
AUGAGAUCCGAUCAAGCAUUCACAACGCCUUCAUAUUCCAUUGGUGAAUGGAGGAACUACGUUGAAGGCGUUGCUUCAGUCUGUCUUCUUGGGAUGAGGGAAGCGAUGAGAGAAGACAGGGGACGCUGGCCCAUAGAGUGGCAAGAUCUAUCAGUGAGAGCUAGUUCGGCGCCACCAUCAGCGAGGAAAAGGCGGGUAGCCGUCACAGAAUCGCGUCGAAGAUCCAAAUCAUCUCGAGAUUCCAGGAAUGCUUCGUCAAGGGAUUUCAAGCCGGACAAUAAAAGAUGCGUAUGCGGAUUCCCCGACUUGUAUCACAAUGGUGUAGCCCAUCAGAGGCACCUUGAUCUUCUCACGAACAAGAGAUUAAGGGAGAAGACGGAGAGAGCAGAAAAAGGAUGGCGUGAUCACCAUUCAAACGGACGGGCCAAUCAGAUGUUUGAUUUCACGAAGCCCCUGGUUAAUUCAGUAGCUCAUUUG